This is a messenger RNA of Striga asiatica, 1768 nucleotides long. The record is from the annotation of a GenBank genome assembly. Lineage: Eukaryota; Viridiplantae; Streptophyta; Magnoliopsida; Lamiales; Orobanchaceae.
AUUUGUGCAAGAAUCUACAUAACUCACAUCAGACAAAGAAUCUAAAUUAUCCAUAUUCACUUAUCUUUCUCCUUUUCCAAAUUUAUAAAGAAUUAUGGCUCAUGAAAUUUUCUCAGGAGAAAAUGGCGAUCAUGUUGUGAGAAUACAAGAUGAUAAUAUGAAUAACAAUGGCGAUGAUUCUUGUUGCUUCCUCACUCUACCCUUUAUACAAAAGUUAAUAGCUGAGGCUAUCGGAACAUUCUUCUUGAUAUUCGCCGGAUGUGCUGCCGGCGUUGUGGACGCCGACAAAGAGAAGGCAAUUACUCACGCCGGCGUGGCCGUAGUGUGGGGCCUCGUUUUAAUGGUCAUGAUUUACUCCGUCGGACAUAUUUCCGGCGCACACUUUAACCCCUCAGUCACUAUCGCUUUCGCCACGUGUGGCAGAUUCCCAUGGAAACAGGUACCAGCAUAUGCCGGAGCUCAGAUAUUGGGAGCAACCCUAGCAAGUGGGACCCUACGAUUAUUGUUCAGUGGGCCCCAGGACCAAUUUGCUGGGACCCUCCCAUCGGGUGCCGACAUGCAGUCGCUUGCGCUCGAAUUCAUCAUCACUUUUCUUCUCAUGUUCGUCAUAUCUGGAGUCGCCACAGACAACCGAGCUGUAAUUGAGCUGAAACCCCCCUUUGCUAUACAUAUCAUCAAAAUCCAAAUUAAGCCCAUUUCAGGAGCAUCGAUGAACCCAGCAAGGAGUUUGGGCCCAGCUAUUGCAGCGAGCAACUAUAAAGGAAUAUGGAUCUACCUAUUGGGCCCAACAGCCGGGGCCAUAGCUGGGGCCUGGGUUUACAACAUCAUCAGAUUUACGGAUAAACCCCUGCGUGAGAUUACAAAACCCGGUUCAUUUCUCAAGAGCUCGUCUCGGGUCUUGAUUAUGGGUGAUAAUUUAUCAGGAGCAAACGGGAAUAACAAUAAUGGUGUGACAGUAAGAAUACAAGAUGAUGAUGAUGAGUCAAGUGAUAAGAGGAGCUCUGACUCAGCGUGUUGCCUUCUCACAGUGCCCUUUAUUCAAAAGAUAAUAGCGGAGACACUUGGGACGUAUUUCUUGAUCUUCGCCGGAUGUGCGGCGGUGAUUGUGAACGCCGACAAGGAGAGAGUGGUGACUUUGCCGGGAAUAUCGAUAGUGUGGGGAUUGGUUGUGAUGGUGAUGGUCUACGCCGUCGGACAUAUCUCCGGCGCCCAUUUUAACCCCGCCGUCACCCUCGCUUUUGCCACCUGCAAGAGAUUCCCUUGGAAACAGAUUGGAGAACUUGCUGGUCUAGCUGUUGGAGCUACCGUUUUGCUUAACGUUAUGUUUGCUGGGCCCAUUUCAGGGGCAUCGAUGAAUCCAGCAAGAAGUUUAGGCCCAGCAAUAGUGUGGAGGCAGUUCAGGGGAAUAUGGAUCUACCUAUUGGGCCCAACAGCUGGGGCAAUUGCUGGGGCCUGGGUCUACAAUAUCAUAAGAUUCACUGAUAAGCCCUUACGUGAGAUCACAAAAAGUGGGUCUUUUCUCAAAAGCGCCUCUCGAAAUACCUCAAAGUGAAUAUGUGUAAUUUUUUGAAUGUGAUAAAUCACUUGUUUGUAACUUUGACCAACAUUUUGUUGUCAAUUAUUUAUAUUAUUUGUUGCCAAUUAAUUUAAAAUCACAUGAUCUUCCUUGUUUCUUAAUUGAAUAUUUAUGGAUUAGCCAUAUUAAUGGAAUUUUACUUUCGAUUGGGGGCUUUACUAUUGCCCAGAUGAAGAUUUAUUUCAGUUUAUU